CAGAGCGCAUGCGUACAGUAAAGUCCGUGCAGUGAUUCAUCUUGAACAGUAGACGAUCUUUGGUUGAGAGAAAUGGCGUCGGAUAAUGGACUUGCCUCUCUGGGACCGGAGGGAGCAGCAGCAGCUGCUCAUGCGCUCUCUCUUCCAGCAGACGCUUAUGGAAAUGAUCCGCGGCUGGAGAUGAUGUGGGCGAUGAAGGCCUACAACCACGCCGAAGUUUACUUCAAUCUCAUUUCAUCUGUCGACCCGAAGUUCCUGAAACUGACGAAGCUGGACGAUAAAAUCUACUCGUCCUUCAGAGAAACCUUCAAAGAUCUCGACAUAAAGCUGCUGAAAUCAGACGACCUGAAGUCCGACGAAGCCAAAGAGACGUGGCGUCCGUUCUGUAACCAGUUUGAGGGACUCAUCGAAGAUUUCAACUACGGGACUCUGCUGCGUCUGGACUGUGAGAAGGAUUACACCGAGGAGAACACUAUAUUUGCCACCAGAGCUCAGUUCUUUGCCAUCGAGAUCGCCCGAAACAGAGAAGGCUUCAACGACGCCGUGUACACGUCCAAAUCUGCAAAGAGUUAACCUUAAAAAAUAAAACAUCCGGCCCCUGCGAGCAUCACCUGAAGAGUCCCGCCAGGAAAAACCAACAUGAACUGUCCGUCUCUCCUGAGGGUGCACCUUAUCUUAUUAAUUUAAAAAUAUCAUCCAUGUUUGUUUUCGGUCAGCAGACACCCAGCAGUCUGAGCGCUGUUUGGACUCUUCAACUUCCCACUUCUACAUUUUGUAUUUACUGUAAAGUUUUAUUGUGCCAAUCAUAGGUGGUUGUUUAUUUUCUAUGAAUGCUGAAGUUUAAUUUGUUUGCCUGUAACUGAGGAAAUUAAAAAAAUAAAUAAAAGUCAGCUGCGUUUUA
Thunnus maccoyii (southern bluefin tuna) is the source of this 901-nucleotide messenger RNA. It is a transcript of the gene pbdc1, whose product is annotated as polysaccharide biosynthesis domain containing 1. Gene Ontology annotation, cellular component: cytoplasm. The transcript is spliced from 6 exons. Lineage: Eukaryota; Metazoa; Chordata; Actinopteri; Scombriformes; Scombridae. Bases 73 to 573 code for a protein of 166 amino acids. The record is from RefSeq and is a predicted model, not a curated record.